Messenger RNA from Selaginella moellendorffii, 1629 nucleotides. RefSeq names its product geranylgeranyl diphosphate reductase, chloroplastic. The coding region runs from base 40 to 1545 and encodes 501 amino acids. The record is from RefSeq and is a predicted model, not a curated record. NCBI's taxonomy places the organism in Eukaryota, Viridiplantae, Streptophyta, Lycopodiopsida, Selaginellales, Selaginellaceae. The transcript has a single exon. Gene Ontology annotation, molecular function: oxidoreductase activity, acting on the CH-CH group of donors, NAD or NADP as acceptor; FAD binding. Gene Ontology annotation, cellular component: chloroplast thylakoid membrane. Gene Ontology annotation, biological process: chlorophyll biosynthetic process; photosynthesis.
CAAAUGCGUGGAUAGUAUUUUGCCCUCUUUGCUCGAGCUAUGGCGUCGGCGCUUCAAGGAAUUCUCAGCACGCCAUCGGCGCGGCGGGUCUGCGAGCAAUCGCUUGAGCAGGGCGCGGGCAAUGCAGGUAAUCGGCUGCAGUCUUGCCAGAUUUCCGUGAGAUCGUCACAUCUCUCCUCGGCGGCAUGCCUCUCCGGCAGAUCGAAGCUCUUCCUGGCGGCGUCGACGCCAUCGCUGACGCGAAAUUCCCGUCCGGGGCUCCGGAUCUUGGCGGCGGCAGGGAGCAAGAAGCUAGGGAAUCGCAAGCUCCGCGUAGCCGUGAUUGGGGGCGGGCCGGCCGGGGGAUGCGCCGCCGAGACCCUGGCCAAGAACGGGAUCGAGACCUUCCUCAUCGAGCGCAAGAUGGACAAUGCUAAGCCGUGUGGAGGGGCGAUUCCACUGUGCAUGGUGGGGGAAUUCGAUCUUCCACUCGACAUCAUCGACAGGAAAGUGACCAAGAUGAAGAUGAUCUCGCCCUCUAAUGUGGCAGUGGACGUGGGGAAGACCCUCAACGAGAACGAAUACAUUGGGAUGGUGAGAAGGGAGGUGCUGGAUUCUUAUCUCCGCGAGAGAGCCGCCUCUUUCGGGGCCAAUCUCGUCAAUGGCCUGUUCCUCCGGAUGGAAAUGCCCAGCGACGCCAACGCUCCCUACGUUCUCCACUACAAUCUCUACAAGCCAGGAAGCUCUGUGGGAGUUCCCGCAACCUUGGAAGUCGACGCGGUGAUUGGAGCCGACGGGGCGAACAGCCGUGUCGCCAAGGACAUAGACGCUGGCGACUACGACUACGCCAUCGCCUUCCAGGAGAGGAUCAAGAUCCCCGACGACAAGAUGGUGUACUACGAGAACUUGGCCGAGAUGUACGUGGGCGACGACGUUUCUCCGGAUUUCUACGGCUGGGUCUUUCCAAAAUGCGAUCACGUCGCUGUGGGAACCGGGACCGUGAUCAACAAGCCAGCCAUCAAGAAGUAUCAGGUUGCGACCAGGCACAGAGCUAGAGAUAAGAUUGCCGGGGGGAAGAUCAUCCGGGUGGAAGCUCACCCGAUACCCGAGCACCCGAGGCCGAGGAGAGUCCGAGACCGAGUAGCGCUGGUGGGAGACGCGGCUGGCUACGUGACCAAGUGCUCGGGCGAGGGGAUUUACUUCGCGGCAAAGUCUGGGAGGAUGUGCGCCGAGGCUAUCGUGGAGGGGUCCGAGAAGGGUGUCCGCAUGAUCAACGAGGCCGAUCUGAGGAGCUACCUCCAGAAGUGGGACACCAAGUACUGGCCGACUUACAAGGUCCUCGACAUCCUCCAGAAGGUUUUCUACCGAUCCAAUCCCGCUCGCGAGGCGUUUGUAGAGCUCUGUGCCGACGAGUACGUCCAGAAGAUGACCUUCGACAGCUAUCUCUACAAGACGGUGGUGCCCGGCAACCCACUGGAUGAUAUCAAGCUUGCGGUGAACACGAUCGGGAGCUUGAUCCGGGCGAAUGCGCUGCGAAAAGAAGCCCGGAAGGCGGUGCUUACGUAGAACCAAAGAGCUGUAUAUGAUAUAAUGAGAACUUUUUCUCGAGUACAUGUGUUUUUUAUAUUAUCCUUGGCCAAUUAAGCCUUC